UUCUUUUUUUUCAGCUCGGGCUCUUCAGUAUGACCACAAAGGAACCUGCCUAGCUAACUGACUGCUCAGGCAAAAGCCCACAAACCAGUAAGCAGCACGUUAGUAACCUUUCACACAGUAUAAUUAGAGGAUUUUGUAUAAUAUUAUUGUGGCACGGCUCGUUCACUCUCAGUGUUGUGGAUGUGGCUCCUCUGAAGACACUCGUUGUGGAUCUAUGCUCAUUGCUUUGGUCAGACCAGAAGCUUCUGGACGCAGCUUCUCUCGGCUAGAGGAAUGGACAGGUUGUGCGUCAGGACCGUUCUGCCCUUUCUGCUGAUGUUCACAGUGGGAGUGAUUGUUAAAAGCACAAUCCAGGACACAGUUAAACCUCUGAUACCAGCGACAGUUGAAGCGUGUUUAGGCUCCUCUGCAAUCAUCAACUGCACUUUCCAGAUAAAUGCUACACAUCUCAAAGUGAACUGGUAUUUCAAUGACACACCUGACUUCAGCAGAUUUAAGAAGAUAGAAGUCCAUGAUGAACGAUAUCACCAAGAAAAAAAAGACAAUUGGUCAAGACUGACUAUUAAAGAGGUUCUGUCUAAUGACAGCGGAUGGUAUUUUUGCGAGGUUACACAGGAUAUUCCUGUACUUGUGCAGUUCCAGAGUAAUGGAUCUUAUUUAAAGAUCAUCGAUUCAACCACAAAGAGCAGGACUAAUACAACAACAGCUGCAACUACAACAUGUGUGACAACCCCUGGACCUCCAAGCCCUGAGUCCACUGCUUGGUUGUUGUGGACAGCCUCGACGCUGGUGUGUGUUGCGCUGGUAAUCGUCAUAGCCACUGCAUGGCUAUUCCGCAGAAAAAGAGCGAGCCCUAUUUAUGAGAACGCACCGGCACGUAUGAAGGACCGUUCUCCUCGUCCAAGCAUAUCGGUGGAAAAAGGCAACCUGACGAAGCAAAGAGACCCUCCGAGAUCACAUUACACAAGUCGUCCCAAAGGCCGACACCUGAACCCAUGAAUACAAACGUAUGUGGAC
Messenger RNA from Colossoma macropomum (tambaqui), 1017 nucleotides. RefSeq lists its product as uncharacterized. NCBI's taxonomy places the organism in Eukaryota, Metazoa, Chordata, Actinopteri, Characiformes, Serrasalmidae. The transcript is spliced from 5 exons. Gene Ontology annotation, cellular component: B cell receptor complex; external side of plasma membrane. Gene Ontology annotation, biological process: B cell receptor signaling pathway; B cell differentiation. The record is from RefSeq and is a predicted model, not a curated record. The coding region runs from base 274 to 999 and encodes 241 amino acids.